Toxoplasma gondii ME49 is the source of this 5928-nucleotide messenger RNA. RefSeq lists its product as hypothetical. The record is from RefSeq and is a predicted model, not a curated record. The coding region runs from base 1 to 5928 and encodes 1975 amino acids. The transcript has 6 exons. Lineage: Eukaryota; Apicomplexa; Conoidasida; Eucoccidiorida; Sarcocystidae.
AUGUCAUUUUCUGCAUUCGAGACUGCGCGGCAGGCGAACCGCGAGAGGCUGCUGAGGCGCCUCGUCGCCAGGCUUCUCCAAACUUACUUGGGGGUCUCUUUGCCGGAGACAGAGAAGCGGGAAGACCAAGAAAAAGAGGCGCGACAGAGGGAAGAUCGUCUCUCGCGCGAAGAAGAAGAAAACGAAGAGAUCGUCAGACGAAACGCAGAGACUGCUUUCCAGUUCGCCAAGGCAAACUGCGCCGUUCAUGCCUUCGGGACGAUAAAUCCGGGGAACGUGAAAGAAGCGUUUGCCGAGCUUCUGCUCUCCCUGGAAGCUCAGCAGCAGGUCGGCAAAGCGGCCUCUCUCAGACGGUGUCUCGCAGCCUUCCUCAGGCCGCCCUACGAGCCUCUGCUGGUGUCUCCCCGCGUACCUCCGCUUCCGUUGCCCGAGAGCGGAGCUGCGAAGAGGGAAACCGGAGCGCAGCUUCAGACGCGAGAGAAGGAGGAGGAGGAAAAACGGUAUGGCCUUCUGCUGCUUCUUCUCUCUCUCGCACAACAGCCUGUCUCCGACGGCGGCGAAGUUAUCGCUUUGCAGCUACAACGAGACAGAGAGCGGCGGGAGGCUCGUCGGUCGCGGCUCGAAGAGGAGAAGCGCGAGGAGGAGAGAGCAGCGGUGGAGGAGCUGGAGGAGUUGCGCCGCGAGCAACUGGAAGCGUAUCUGGAGGACUUCUUCGACUCAGCUUCUUCUGAGGACGAGGCACCGCGGCUCGGUGAAAGCUCGAGCAACGGAGUUCCUUCUCCCGCGUUCGCGCAUCGCAAGGCGAAACUCGGAGAGGACUGCGAGGACCUCACAUGCGGUGGCGCGACCCUCGCGAUUCUCCCUCAAGAGCGCGCGGAGUCCACGCCUGCUCGCCAGGAGGCGACCGCGCAAUCAGUCGAACGCGAAGACGAAGAUGUCUUUACAGAAGCAGCUACAGAGUGCGAGAGACUCGCAGGCACAUUUUUGCAUGCAGCCGUGAGCAGGCCUGCGGCAUGUCUCCGACCGACGCAGAUCGAGGUCUUUGAGAAGGACGGCUCAAGUGGCGUCGACGCGCCGACGUAUCUCGCGUCGCCAGCGGUGCCCCUCGCUGCGUUGCUGCCUCCGGACUCGUCUUUGUCCUCUCACCCGCCAGCAGAUGCAGGGAUUCUUGAUUCUCUCGAGCCUGCGCGCGGCGCGGGGAAGGCGCUUCAGUUCGCUAGUCCGUCGGUUUGCUUUCCGCCUCGCAUGCGCGACCUGCCGCAGACUGAGAAGACGCAUGCGUUCUCUGGAGUCGUCCCCGAGGCCUGGCUUGUGCAGCAUGUCCUUCUGGCGCUGGGCGGUCUCGACGCCUCGCCGGUGUUUCUGCGGUGUGUGUCGGCGCCUGGCGCGACUGCGUCUCAGGUCAACCGUUCGUCGGACUCGGAAUUCCUGUCCGGUUCUCCGUUUCCUCUCGUCCUUUCCCCGAAUGCGCAUCUGGGCGCUGUGGAGCACCUGUCUCCCUCGGCAGCAGCCUCGAUUCUGCGUUUCUUCUCGCGUCCUGCGUCUGCCGUUCUCCUUCUCUCUCGCUUCUCCGCUGCGCUGUCGAGUCUCGCGUUCGAGCCUCUCUGCUUCGCUUCCGAGGCGCGCGAGGCCGGCUUUUCCCUCCUCGACUUUCUCGAAAAGAAAUGCGAAAGGCCUCGCUUCGAGGACUCUGCAGCGCUGCAGCUUCGGCGUCUUCGAGCCGCGGUCGGGCCGCGUGUGAGCGCCUGUCUGGAGGCGACGAGACACGGACUCGAUCUCCUGAUGCUUCAGUGGUCGACGCUUCUUUCCGAUCUGCAGCAGGCGCAGACGACGAGCUUGCAUGCAGAAGUUGGCGCGUUCGACGCGGCCUCUGUCGAGCCUGUGAAAAACGCAUUCAACAGUCUAGCCAGCUUUCGCAGCCUAGGACCGCUUCCGCCGCUCGGCUGGCCGCAUCCCUCUGUGGCGCCAGUGGACGAGGCCGACGAGGCCUUGGGGAGAGACAGCGUCGACAGGGCAGCGCAGGUGGGGAGACCUCUCACGCUGCUAGCGCUGCUGCUCCAGAUUCGCGAGCACCUCAGAUGUUGGGUGAGUGUCGCGGCGGCUGUCGAGAAGGUCUUGAAGUCUUUUUCGUUCUUCUCUUUCGCGGGUGCAGAGCCGACGCGGCGUCUGCUGAACAGGGUGAGGCCUGCGCAGCCGGGAGUUGACGCUGCCUCGAGAUCCGUCAGGAUCUUCGCGUCAGCGGAGGGCGCUCACUUUGGCCUCGCGUUUUUCAUCGAGGGACUGGCGAGGCUGCAAGCCGCCGAGACGGCCCGCGACGGCGUAUUGGAGCGCCUCUGGAAAUUCCUUCUUUCCUGCGCUUUCCAGCCUGUGCUCCUCGCCCUCGACCGCUGCAUGCGGUUCGGCGAGGUGCGCGGCUUCCCCGUGGACAUCCAAGUCUUCUUGAGAGAGACAAGUGGAGACGCAGGAGGCGACGCAGCAGCGAGGGCAGAAACAACAGAGGCAAGAGAAGAGGCAAACGGAACUCGAGAAUGGAGCCAAGGAAGACGCAGAAUUCCUCGUUUCCUCCUCGACAUUUCCGCUGCCUCCCAGCGAGCAGGUGAGGCGGUGGCAGCGGUGCGGGAGGUGGAACGGACGCGGGCGGCGUUGCCGAAAUCAAAGUCGGAGAGAAACGAGACUCUCAGCGACGGCGAAACCACUCGCGACUCUUCCAAAGACGAUACACCCGAAGAUACAGACGAGCGCGAAGAAGAGGACGAGGACGAGGACGCAUGUCUAUGGGCAGACAAGCUGGAGCGUGAGAGUCCUUCUGCUGUCGCUGGCUUGUUUUUGAAGAGAAUCAAAGACGCAGCAGCCACCCAGGGAUCGGCAGAUGCGCUGUCUCGUCACUCGAAAGGUUGUCCGACGGAGGGAGUAAAGGAAUCAAAGAAAGCGAGAGAAAGCGAGAGGCGGCCAAUAAGCCUUAGCCUCGAAGGCAGCGAGACAGUCGAGGGAAAGCUCAAAAUGAUGGUCCACCGCCUGGGGGCUUGGGAUGCGUCCGCUGCAGGUGUACGUACAGUCGAAGGCGAGGAUGCUUGGGCGUCAGGCCGCGACUCGCCGAAAGUAUGGGAGGACCGCGUCGACGGAUGCAGCGAAGAGGAGCCGUCUCCCUUUCAAGACGUAGAGUCUCUGUUUCUCUCUCUGCGUCCGUCUUCCCUCUCUGCCAUGCCUCCAACCGUUGUCGCCUCUGUCUGUCUCCUCGAGGUCCUCUCCGGCACCUCCCUGGGGCAGCGCCGCUGUCGAGCGAGACGCGCGAACGCGGAAACUUGUCUCUCGCGGAGACGCAUGCAGUGCGGCCUCGCCCUCUCCCUGACUCCAGUCCGAGCUUCCGACAUCUGUGGGGUCUUGUCGCUGCCCGUCGCGGGUCGCGACAGUCCGUCGAUCCGGCAGAGCGGCGGCGUGCAGCGUCUUCUCGAAGAGCCUUCGUCUGUCGGUGUGGGUGAAGGAGAAAGAGAGGGCGUUCGAGCAGCAGCAGCAGGAGCGGGUGAGGAGAAGACCCAAGACCGGACGGAGGACGACGAAGAGAGGGAGGCGCUGCUGAGCUUUGAGGGUGGCGUCACCAGUCUGUUUCUGCAGACGCGCGUUCGUCCGGCGCUUCUCACACUGGCAAGCGAAGAAGAAGCAACGGCGCUCCUCGUUCUCCUGCAUCGAACUCAUAUUCUGGAAGCGGUUGCCCUCACGCGCGCGGUCGCGCUUCUCCAGGUCAAGAGCGAGAUGCGCCCGCUCUUCCGUCUUCUGUUCUCUCCGACCGAAGCGCCGCUCGCUCACGUCGACCCUGUCCAGCUGAACUGUGUGUUCCACGACCUGCUGGUUUCGCCGGCCAUGUCCAGCAGGACCUCAGGAGCCGCUCGCGAGGUGAGAGCAGACGCUGCCUGCGGAGGGAAGAACCACGGGGACGACGUUCCGACCUCCUCCUCCUCGCUCAGUUCGUCUCUGCACCGUUCGCUCGCGCGGGCGCUGGGGCCUCGUUUCCUCGGCCUCCAGAGUCGCGAAGAGAAGAACGACAGCCAGGAAAAUCCGGACAGACGGGAUCGCGAGAAGACGCUCGGAAGCGGCGAGUCCAGAGAAAGCCUGCGACGGUUCGGAGAGAAACGCAGAGGGUCGACAGAGGCCUCGCACUCACGCGGAGAGAGAGGGGGAUCCCCUAAACGCUGUGCAGAUCUCUGCGCGAGCUUCUUUUCGGUCGGGCGCAUCGCUGCGGCCGGACGCGCUCUCGCGCUCAGCCUAACGACAGACAAUCCUCUCUUGACGCUUUCUGCAGAAGCUUCUUUCAGUUCGCGCGCGGAGGGGAGGAGCGGGAGAUCUGAGGGAACCAACUGGCCUCGCGCGAGGGAUUCCAGUUUGCAUGGAGAAGAAGAAUCAAGCCGAGAAGAGGGGACAAGAGGAGGAGAAGAACAGACAGGGAGAGAAGAGAAGGCGAGAGACGACGAGUCAGGUCGUCGUCCACCGGUAGCACGCCUGGCGUUUGCGUAUCUGACGCUGCAGUACGCGUCGACGCCGUUUCCGAUGUCUGUACACCCGCGAUUCGCAGCGGGGCGUCUCCUGAGCGCGGAGGUCACUUUGAUGUACUCGUCGAUUUUCGCGUUUCUGCUCGAACUCGAACGGAGCGCCAGCGUGCUCUGCAGGCUACCUUCGUUUCUCUGUGCGUUCGCCACCGCGACGGAGACAGCUGGAAGCCGAUACGCGCUCGAAGACGAAGGGCAUCACGCGGAAAGCGACGAAGGCGAGAGCGAUUCCAGACAGGAAGUCAACCGCGCUCGCGAAGCCUCGCAGGAGUCGCCAGAAGCGGCUGGUCUGCGGACGCUCUCCACGCGCUUUUACCAAGCUGCAGUGAAGCUUCGAGGGGAAUUGUGUCACCUUCUCUUUUCUCUCCAGCGACAUGCCGCCUUCGUUUGCGAACAACAUUCCACGGCCUCUCUCCUUCGGCGUCUUCUCUCCUGUUCUUCCUUCCACGAGAUGGAACGCAUGCACUGCCAAGACCUCAGCCUCCUCACUGCCCUGCUUCUCGUCCCCGUUCACCCUGCCGCUCUCUCCACCUUCUGCGCUCCCUCCUCUCCUGCUUCUUCGCCUCCUUCUGCCCUCUCUGUCUGUGGCUCCGCGGCGUCGUUUCAGUUGAACGCUGCGGUGGCGCCUCACUUGCUUCUGUUGCUCCAGGCGCCGCGCGAUUUGCAGCGACUCUUGGAGGCUGCACAUGCAGUCGUGAGAGAAGAGGAGAAGGAGACUUCGGACAUGCAACAUCGUGAAGAGACGGAGGGGACCAGGUGGCGACGCAUGCGCGGCCGCGUUGCCUGUGUGGGGUCGCUGGCGUCUGCUCCGACUGCUCGCCCGCAUGCAGACGACGCGUCGCGGAGACGCUUUGAAAGGAGGACGGCAAGCCUUUCUUCCCCAGACCUAGACUUCAACGGCGUUCAUUCGACGCAGGCACAGGGCGACAAGCGGAGAGAGGCGAACCAGCGCCUGGCGCAACUCGCCGUCUGCGUGCAGUCUCUCGAAGCGCUUCACUUCAACGUGCAGCGAACGGCGCUGUGUUUCCUGGCGCUCGUACGCGCAGCCGUUUUUGCCUCGCCUACGAUGAUUCUAGAGUCCUCGCCUCUCACCAGCAUCCUCCCUCGCGAAGGGUGCUCGGUCUCCACUCUGUUGCUCGGGGAAAUCGCCGCCGAAUGUGUGCUUGCUCGGGGGGGGGACGAGCAGCGAGAAAGCUCAGAAAAUGGAGUUUCGCGAUCUAUUGAAACAGACCCCCUCGAGGGCGGUUCGGACUUCCUCGGCGUCUCUGAAGAAGUCUCCUGUGGCUUGCGAUUGCUCUACUCAAUGCUAGACUUCAGCAACUUCUAUUCCAACACUCUGGAGGCUUUUGCAUGCGAACAAGUCAAAAACCGCCGCUCCUUCCAAUAG